AUGGCCCCAGGUCUUGAAGAUGUUGCCAUCCAAGCGGCCGAGACCAUCCAAACCGCCCACAUAAACAAAGCCCCCACCGAACGCGAUCUCGCACCAUCGACCGCCGCCGACACCAAGGAACGCGUUGUAUUCGACCGCUCAGCAGAUGUCGUAUCCGAAGCAGACGACGUUGACGAGGACGAGGUGCCACUGUCGAUUCUGAAGCCUCUGCCGCAAGACCAGAGACAGCGAAUGCCACCGCAUCUCCAGCUUCCCGAUCUCAGGUUCGAGCAGAGCUACCUCAAGAGCAUUAGCAGUACGAAUGACUGGAAGAUGAUCACAUACAUCACGAUUAAAGAUCAGGUGUUGAUGCCCUUGGUACAAGGAAUGGCAUGGACUCUCAUCGUAGCUGGGUGGCGUCACUGGAACGGUGCUACCAAGUUCUCUGGGCAGACAGUGGGCGCAAAGAUCCGCAGGUGGUGGUGGGGUGUAAACAACUGGAAUCUACCGAGCCAUCCAAAGUCGACGCUCCGUGAUCGAAAGCUGGCCGGCCAGAUGCGCGAAUACUACUCGACUCAAGCCAAUGCUGGCUCUGACUGA
This is a messenger RNA of Zasmidium cellare ATCC 36951, 579 nucleotides long. RefSeq lists its product as uncharacterized. Gene Ontology annotation, molecular function: mitochondrion autophagosome adaptor activity. The record is from RefSeq and is a predicted model, not a curated record. Gene Ontology annotation, biological process: mitophagy. Bases 1 to 579 code for a protein of 192 amino acids. The transcript has 4 exons. Lineage: Eukaryota; Fungi; Ascomycota; Dothideomycetes; Mycosphaerellales; Mycosphaerellaceae.